AUGUUUGACACUGACGGCGGUCGCCAAUGCGUAGGCUACGGCACGGGCUUAUUCUACGAUAUCAAGCAAUUGAAUGAAGCAGCAGCAGCAGAAGAUAAACAUGUCAAAGAAAAUAAUACCAUCCAUCGUCAGCAAGUACAGACGCAGACGCUUCAUCGACGUUAUAACGUGGCAUGUAUUUUUGUCAUGGGCGUUUGUAUUGUCGUGCUGCUAUUUGUGUCUUCUAUGUAUGAGGAACGACAGAAGAAUUUACGGAUCAAGUCAAUCAAUGGACUUGCAUCAAGACGGUUCAAAUUACUGAAUCAGGUAUUACAACAGUUACCGGAACUUGAACCACUGGAAACAAGAGUGUCAAUUAAUGGAGAGCUUCAUACCGGUAUUACCGUCACUGAAAAGCUUGUGAACAAUGGUCCUAUCGCGUUUUACACCCGUGCAUAUGAGAAUUCUGUGCCUGGUCCGUUGUUGGUUCUAAAGCCAGGAGAUGUACUAAAUAUUCAUUUAGUAAACAAUUUAGGUCCGAAUGAACCAGGAGAAUGGACUCGUAAUACAAUGCACGAGCCGAAUAAUACGAAUCUACACUUUCAUGGCAUGCAUGUUGACCCCACUGGUUUUGAAGACAAUAUAUUUCGUAUUGUAACACCUGGCACAAGUAUUAAGACACAACUCCAUAUUCCAUUGAAUCAUCCAAGAGGAUUGUUUCACUAUCAUCCACAUUUUCACGGCUCGGUGUUUUUGCAAAUGGGUGGAGGAAUGGUAGGACCGAUCGUGGUGGAAGAUGAUCCGGAGACGGUACCGAAACAGUAUGCAGCAAUUAAGCAGAAACAUGUUGUCGUGCUACAGGAAUUUAGGUUCAGCGGUGGUAUAAUGGCAUCAUUGAUACGGGCAGCUCAAGCAUCGCGCAGUACGUUGGAUUUGCAACUCAUGUAUACCGAUAAGAUCAAGCUUGAAGCACAGGUGAGGAAGUUGUAUCCAGAUAUACAGAAGGCUGAACGACCCAUUGGAAAUGCCAAGCUGUCAAAGGAACUACUGGAAGAAAUGGACCUGUCAGAGAGUAAGACUCAGAUGCCACCGAUUGCUCAAUACUUCUCCGUUAACGGACAGUAUUUGCCCAAGAUUCAAGUGCGGCCGCAUGAAAACGUUCUUCUUCGCAUGCUGCAUGCUGGUGGGACGGCUAUAUUGGAAGUACAGGUGCCCGGCUGUUCGAUCACAGUGGCCUCAAGUGACGGUCUUUAUCUGCCCAAACCUCGGCAGAUGGAAACUGUGAUUCUUUCGCCUGGAGCUCGAGUCGACUUCAUUUUAAAUUGUGAGCCUAGCGUAGACGGCGGUCUUGAAUUGUUGCGUCCAAUUCAAUCCGUGAAAAACCCGAAGCUUCAUGGUGUUAUGGGCAACCACUCGGAUCUCUACUCUGGUGUAUUAGCGUUUAUCCACGUUCAAGGCAAGUCGCUUGCUGAGCCUCUUAUCACAGCGGUACCACCGCCUUCGGAACUUUAUGGUCCAUUAAAAAGCUUGCUCGAUGUAUCUGCGGAGGAUCGCGCUGGAAUGGAUCCGGUACCAUUUGAGUUUGAGUUCACGAUGGGUGAUGAUAUAGUGAUAAAGGACGGCUUUUACUACAAGCCGUACUACAUUAACCAUGCGCAGUUCAAUGGUACUAGCAUCCGGACGAUGACCCUUGGUCGUGUGCAGGAGUGGAUUAUCAUCAACAGGAGAGACGAGAACGGUGAAGUGACACUAAGAAAUCAUCCGUUUCAUCUGCACACGAAUGCUUUCCAAAUUGUGGAUAUGAGUCAUGGUCACGGUAUUGACUAUGAGGUUGGCGAUUGGCGCGACGUCAUCUCCGUGCCUACGCCUGGAAAUGUAACUAUUCGUUUUCGCCCACAAGAUUACACAGGUAUUGUGGUUGCACACUGUCAUAUUCUUGGCCACUCGGACGCGGGUAUGAUCGCCGGCGUUGAAAUGAUCGCGGGGGAUUGA
Peronospora belbahrii is the source of this 1971-nucleotide messenger RNA. The record is from the annotation of a GenBank genome assembly. Lineage: Eukaryota; Oomycota; Peronosporomycetes; Peronosporales; Peronosporaceae.